CUCUCCUCUGCUCCAUUACUUCCUCCUCGUCGUGCUCGUCGCCGUCGUCGGAGGAGAACAAGAAGAGGAAAGAGGAUGUCGGACUGGGGUCCGGUGGUGAUCGCGGUGGUGCUGUUCGUGCUGCUGUCGCCGGGGCUGCUGCUGCAGCUACCCGGGAAGCACCACUUCGUCGAGUUCGGCAACAUGCACACCAGCGCCAUGUCCAUCCUCGUCCACGCCAUCAUCUACUUCGCGCUCGUCGCGCUCUUCGUCAUCGUCAUCGGAGUACACAUCACAACCGACUAGACCGGCUAGGCUAGCUAACAAGAGCCUUCAACUCAUCCUGCCAUGCCUCCUGUCUCUAAUUUCUUCUUCUUCAUCCUCUUUAUGUUCUUUUCUUUCUUCUGACUGAUGCCCCUGUGUUCUUUCUUCCUCUCCAUGCAUAUGUAACAUUGUCCAAACUGCCAUUAAAUAUCUCAGUUCCAUA
This is a messenger RNA of Lolium rigidum, 466 nucleotides long. RefSeq lists its product as uncharacterized. The record is from RefSeq and is a predicted model, not a curated record. The transcript has a single exon. Lineage: Eukaryota; Viridiplantae; Streptophyta; Magnoliopsida; Poales; Poaceae. The coding region runs from base 76 to 285 and encodes 69 amino acids.